Aspergillus ochraceoroseus IBT 24754 is the source of this 1059-nucleotide messenger RNA. RefSeq names its product low-affinity Zn(2+) transporter ZRT2 (gene zrfB). Gene Ontology annotation, cellular component: plasma membrane. The record is from RefSeq and is a predicted model, not a curated record. The coding region runs from base 1 to 1059 and encodes 352 amino acids. The transcript has a single exon. NCBI's taxonomy places the organism in Eukaryota, Fungi, Ascomycota, Eurotiomycetes, Eurotiales, Aspergillaceae. Gene Ontology annotation, molecular function: low-affinity zinc ion transmembrane transporter activity. Gene Ontology annotation, biological process: zinc ion import across plasma membrane.
AUGAAUCCACUUCUUGCUCUUCUUCCUCGAGACGAGGAUGGCAGUCAGCCUUCCUGUGAUACAGGUAACGAAUAUGAUGGCCGCAUGGGACUGCGAAUAUCAUCCAUCUUCGUCAUCCUGGUUGGCUCGACAUUCGGUGCUUUGUUCCCCAUUCUUGCUCGAAACUACCAAAACUCCAAGGUCCCGGGAUGGGCGUUCUUUAUCGCCAAGUAUUUCGGCUCCGGUGUCAUCAUCGCCACAGCAUUCAUUCACUUGCUUGGUCCCGCCGAGGACGCUCUACGAAAUGAGUGUUUAACUGGCCCAAUCACCGAUUAUUCUUGGGCGGAAGGUAUUAUUCUUAUGACCAUUGUCGUCUUAUUCUUUGUCGAGUUGAUGGUCAUGCGGUAUGCUCGCUUCGGCGUGGGCCACGCCCAUGAUAUGGAAGACCCUGCCUCUCAUGAGGAGAUCGAGAGGCGCAGUGUGGAACGAGUUGAUACGAAAAGCCAUUUUCCAGGUGAAGAUCACCUUGGACAUUCUCGGGAACAUCAUGACCCCGAGCUGGGUGAAAAGAACUCUUCCCUGGAGGAAUACGUGUCCCAGUUGACCUCUGUCUUCAUUCUGGAGUUUGGAAUCAUCUUCCACUCUGCCUUUAUCGGCUUAACCCUGGCCGUAUCUGGUUCGGAAUUCACAACCCUAUACAUUGUUUUAGUUUUCCAUCAAACUUUCGAAGGCCUAGGUCUAGGGUCCCGCCUGGCGCAGACUCCGUGGCCUCGCUCGAAAAAGUGGACGCCUUACAUUUUGGGGCUGUCAUACGGUGUGACGACCCCAAUUGCAAUUGCCGUCGGAUUGGGUGUGCGCCAGACAUACCCUCCCGAAGGUUUCACCACUCUGGUUGUCAACGGCGUUUUUGAUUCGAUUUCGGCUGGUAUUCUUAUCUACACAGCCCUUGUGGAGCUCAUGGCCCACGAGUUUAUGUUCAGCACCUCCAUGCGCAAGGCUCCCAUUAAGACGGUGCUUGCUGCGUUUGGUCUCUUGUGUCUGGGCGCCCUGUUAAUGGCGCUCCUUGGUAAAUGGGCCUGA